GGCCCGGGCUGGCGCCGGGAGACACUCGCAGCGGAAGCUCCAGCGGCUCCACACGUGUCCGGCUGCGGGGGGUCGGGGUCCCGAGCUCGGUCAAGUCGCAGUGGGCCAACGGCCACGUAGGAAUGCCCCGGCGACUCAGGACCCCUGCCGCACACCCGGGCAAGAUGCGAGCCACCCUUCUGGCUGCUCCUGUGGGUGCCCCGUCCAGGAGGAAGCGGUUGGAGUUGGACAGUGACCUAGACACUGAAUGUCCCACCCGGAAACAAGCCCGAAGCGGGCCCCAGCCUCAGCUGCCCCCCUGCCCGCUGCCCCUGAUCCCACCCCCUGCUCCAGCCCAGGCCCUCGCUGUGACCACUCCCUCCCGGCUUGGGCCCUACGCCCUCCUGGAGCCUGAGGAAGGUGGCCGAGCCUACCGUGCCCUGCACUGCCCCACAGGCAUGGAGUACACCUGCAAGGUGUACCCGGCCCGCGAGGCCCUGGCUGCGCUGGAGCCCUACUCGCGGCUGCCCCCGCAAGGACACGUGGCACGGCCCGCCGACGUCGUGGCAGGCCCCCGCCACCUGUACACCUUUUUCCCGCGGCCCCACGGGGACAUGCACAGCCUGGUGCGCCGCCGCCGCCGCCUCCCCGAGCCCGAAGCCGCCGCGCUCUUCCGCCAGAUGGCCGCCGUCCUGGCGCACUGUCACCAGCACGGGCUGGUCCUGCGCGAUCUCAAGCUGCGGCGCUUUGUCUUCACGGACCGCGAGAGGACAAAGCUGGUGCUGGAGAACCUGGAGGACGCCUGUGUGCUGAGUGGGCCGGACGACUCCCUGUGGGACAAACACGCGUGCCCAGCCUAUGUGGGACCGGAGAUCCUCAGCUCCAGGGCAUCCUACUCGGGCAAGGCCGCUGAUGUGUGGAGCCUGGGCGUGGCGCUCUUCACCAUGCUGGCUGGCCACUACCCCUUCCAAGACUCAGAGCCUGCCCUGCUCUUUGGCAAGAUCCGCCGCGGUGCCUUUGCCCUGCCUGAGGGCCUCUCGGCUCCUGCCCGCUGCCUGGUCCGCUGCCUCCUUCGACGGGAGCCAGCUGAGCGGCUCACAGCCACGGGCAUCCUGCUGCACCCCUGGCUGCGGGACAACCCGAUCCCCUCAGCUCCAUCCCGAUGCCACCUCUGGGCAGCUGACCAGGUGGUUCCCGAAGGGCCGGGGUUGGAGGAAGCUGAGGAAGAGGAGGGGGAAGCAGAAGCGGGUCUAUAUGGCUAGGUAGCCCUAGACUCUCAGCUGCAAACAGUGGACUGAGUUUGGGGUAUCUCCAAGCUCUCUCCGGCCUUUUUUGCACUGAGCCAAACCUUAGUGCCUUCUAGAAGCGAGAAAGGAAGAGGCAUGUAUGGAGUGGGCUGUAUGCACACCUGUGUGGUUCCUCAUACCUGGGCACACAGGCCUGUGCAUUUAACACAUCCUUCUUGGGAGUCCACUGUGUGCCAAGCCCUGUUCUAGGUGCCGGGAACACAGCAGUGAACAGAAGACAAAUCUCCUGCUCUCAGAGCUCACCGCUUUUCCAUGCCCGCAGGUGUGUCCACACGGGGCCCUCCCGGUAUAGGUGUCAGCAUCCACUCGUGCUGGUGCCCCGGCACUUCUGACCCUGGACAGUCCCUCUCAUAAAUCCCUGUGCCAAAGCCUCCAGGCCUCCCCCUCACAACUCAGGACUCCAGAGCCCAGGCUGUGCUGGGAACUCCCAGCAGCUCUGUCUUCUCCAUCCAGGCCCGAGCCAAGGACUCGGGCUGGAGCCUCUCCAGUUCAAACUAUGAGGCUGGUCCUCAUCUGACUCAAGGACGGUUUGGAAUGAGGGUGCACAGCUGUGCUCCGCUGGCCUGAGCACCAGAGAUGAGGUUGGAGGAGGCAGGCUCUUCCUCCUGGCCUUCUGGGAAGUCUCAAGCCCUAUUCUGGGUUUUGGAUCAACACCAUGGGUUUUGGAUGCCAUAAGAAUGUAUUUUUACCUUUUGCCUAAUAAAGGAGUU
This is a messenger RNA of Callorhinus ursinus (northern fur seal), 1996 nucleotides long. It is a transcript of the gene TRIB3, whose product is annotated as tribbles pseudokinase 3. The record is from RefSeq and is a predicted model, not a curated record. Gene Ontology annotation, molecular function: mitogen-activated protein kinase kinase binding; protein kinase activity; ATP binding. Gene Ontology annotation, cellular component: nucleus. Lineage: Eukaryota; Metazoa; Chordata; Mammalia; Carnivora; Otariidae. Gene Ontology annotation, biological process: positive regulation of proteasomal ubiquitin-dependent protein catabolic process; regulation of MAP kinase activity; protein phosphorylation.